Messenger RNA from Talpa occidentalis (Iberian mole), 3711 nucleotides. It is a transcript of the gene GABRA2, whose product is annotated as gamma-aminobutyric acid type A receptor subunit alpha2. NCBI's taxonomy places the organism in Eukaryota, Metazoa, Chordata, Mammalia, Eulipotyphla, Talpidae. Gene Ontology annotation, cellular component: dendrite membrane; GABA-A receptor complex; neuron projection. The record is from RefSeq and is a predicted model, not a curated record. The coding region runs from base 205 to 1560 and encodes 451 amino acids. Gene Ontology annotation, molecular function: transmitter-gated monoatomic ion channel activity involved in regulation of postsynaptic membrane potential; inhibitory extracellular ligand-gated monoatomic ion channel activity; benzodiazepine receptor activity. Gene Ontology annotation, biological process: gamma-aminobutyric acid signaling pathway; signal transduction; regulation of postsynaptic membrane potential. The transcript has 10 exons.
CUACGAACGCCUUCUCCUGCUACUCCUGGUCGCAGCCGCUGCUCCGCUCGCUCCCUUCUGGCUUCCACUAGCCCUUGGCUCCUCGCUCGGCUGCUGCAGUCCGUCUCCGUCUCGGUUUCUGUCUCUCUCUCUCAAGUUUCUUAUCUCCUCAAGAUCUGGGCAAAGGGAGGAAACCCCUCGGUUCUGCUUGCUGUAUCAGAGGUGAUGAAGAUGAAAUUGAACAUCUACAAUAUACAAUUACUGCUGCUUUUUUUCUUGAUGGGGGACCCAGCAAGGUUGGUGCUGGCUAACAUCCAAGAAGAUGAGGCUAAAAAUAACAUUACCAUCUUUACAAGAAUUCUAGACAGACUUCUGGAUGGUUACGAUAAUCGGCUUAGACCAGGACUGGGAGACAGUAUUACUGAAGUCUUCACCAACAUCUAUGUGACCAGCUUUGGCCCUGUUUCAGAUACAGAUAUGGAAUAUACAAUUGAUGUUUUCUUUCGACAAAAAUGGAAAGAUGAGCGGCUAAAGUUUAAAGGUCCAAUGAACAUUCUUCGACUCAAUAAUUUAAUGGCUAGCAAAAUCUGGACUCCAGAUACCUUCUUUCACAAUGGGAAAAAAUCUGUAGCUCAUAAUAUGACAAUGCCAAACAAGCUUCUUCGAAUUCAGGAUGAUGGGACUUUGCUGUACACAAUGAGGCUUACAGUUCAAGCUGAAUGUCCAAUGCACUUGGAGGAUUUUCCAAUGGAUGCUCAUUCAUGUCCUCUGAAAUUUGGCAGCUAUGCAUAUACAACUUCAGAGGUCACUUAUAUUUGGACUUACAAUGCAUCUGAUUCAGUGCAAGUUGCUCCUGAUGGCUCCAGGUUAAAUCAAUAUGAUCUCCUGGGCCAAUCAAUUGGGAAGGAAACAAUUAAAUCCAGUACAGGUGAAUAUACUGUAAUGACAGCUCAUUUCCACUUGAAAAGAAAAAUUGGGUAUUUUGUGAUUCAGACAUAUCUGCCUUGCAUCAUGACUGUCAUUCUCUCCCAAGUGUCAUUCUGGCUUAACAGAGAAUCUGUGCCUGCAAGAACGGUGUUUGGGGUAACAACGGUUCUAACAAUGACAACUCUAAGCAUCAGUGCUCGGAACUCACUCCCCAAAGUGGCUUAUGCAACUGCCAUGGACUGGUUCAUUGCUGUUUGUUAUGCAUUUGUAUUCUCUGCCCUCAUUGAAUUUGCAACAGUUAAUUACUUCACCAAAAGAGGAUGGGCUUGGGAUGGAAAGAGUGUAGUAAAUGACAAGAAAAAAGAAAAAUCUUCUGUCAUGAUCCAGAACAAUGCUUAUGCCGUGGCUGUUGCCAAUUAUGCCCCGAGUCUUUCAAAAGAUCCGGUUCUCUCCACCAUCUCGAAGAGUGCAACCACGCCAGAACCCAACAAGAAGCCAGAAAACAAGCCAGCUGAAGCCAAGAAAACCUUCAACAGUGUCAGCAAAAUUGACAGAAUGUCUAGAAUAGUUUUCCCAGUUUUGUUUGGUACAUUUAAUUUAGUUUAUUGGGCUACGUAUUUAAACAGGGAACCUGUAUUAGGGGUCAGUCCUUGAACCUUACACAGUUACCUUGGGGAUGUAAAGCAACAUUAAACUUCAUUUGUUUUGCUCUGUACAGUCUGACUAAUAACUGCUAAUUUGUGAACCAACAUGUACAGUGUGUAUAUAGCAAUUUAGCUCACCAGUAGCCCUCUAAUGGAGACGCGCAUUUGCUAACUCUAACUCGUGGAACUGCAGACAGAAAGUACCAAUGCCAAAAGAGCCAUUGCCAUUUUUAAAACCUUAACCCUAAGACCUGGUUAAAAGUGAAUUUCAAAUGACCUGACUUAUUUCCUAUUCUUGCAACACUGAUGAAAAUGGGGAUCCUCUAUCACCCUUCAGGGAUCCUUUUGUCUUAGGUCUUAGGCAGGAGUGUUUUUCACUAUUGCCUAACUGUAAUGUAAAAUAACAUCCUCAUUCCGAGAUAAACUCUAAAUACCAUAAUCUCAUAUCUGCAUCAUCAGCUCCCUUCCUGAGUGCCAGAAUCCCUGCUAGUGUAAUUGGAAGCUUGGCACACAUCAGAAGAAAAACUAGACAUUUGAAAUCAGCUUUUAAUUAUUCUGUAUAGUAACUAUAGUCAUGUACAUAUAACAGCAUGAUAAGCUCAAAUAAUUAUGAGUCACCCCUGACAGGAUGUUAAUUAUACCUAGAAUUUAGAAACUAUCAGAAUGUCAUGGUCAUUACACUUUUAGCAUUAGACUUUAUUUGAGAAUAAUAAUUGAAAUCUUCCAGAUUAUUUUAAUUAUUGGAAACUACCUUAAAUUAAAAAAGACAAAUGCGUCUUACCCUUUCCAGGUAUGAGUUGUAUUGAAAUUGAUCAGCUAAAUUUUCUUGGUGCUGGAGACUGGAGAAGGAAUCCAGUUUGGCUGCUGUGACGCAAUGUUCAUAUUGGAUUAGAAAACUGUGCCAAAAACUCCCUUCGAGGAGAAUUCAUAGGUGUCAAAGAGUAUAGAUGAGCACUUAUACGAUUCUCUUCUUUCCUGUUUACUGCAAAUUCUGCCUUAAGGCUUCUUUUCAUCAGGACAUAGAAGCCACUAAUUAUAAAGAAAAGGGCAGUUAAUUGGCACAUUUUUCUGUCUUGAAAGCAGCUCUUUCAGAUAAGAUUUAAUGUAAAUCUGCUUUUGUAAAUUGCAACUUUAAAUUUCGCUGACUCAAAUUUACAACAGCUUUGUAUACCAGAAGAGGUUUUGGUAAGAGUUAAACAUUUUUAAACUGAACUUUAAAGCAUCACCUACAGAUUGUGGAUUAGUUCAUAUGUGCAAAAUGUAAACACAGGCAUUCACAUAUACACACAAUUAGCUAAAUUAGAAUACAGACACAAACAGUAGUUAAAUUAAAACAAUUUUCAAUUUUACAUAAUUACUAAUUAUUAAUUGGUAAAAUCAAUCUUUCUUUUAAUAUUGAAAUUACUCCUUAUGUCCCUAAAAUAUGCUAAUAAAAGUCAAUAAUUGACUCUUGCCUAGAUUCAACAUUUUUGACAAACUAAAAAUCCUUUUGACCCACGUAUACAUUAGCAGUUAUUAGUUGACUUUUACUAAUAGCUACACCUUUAUAAUGGUGUUUUUAUAGAAAUAUUAGUAGUCGGAUAGUGGCAUUUCAUGCAGUUUUGUAUAGUAUUUCAGUAUAGUGCAUAAAUAGAUAUGUUCAUAAAAUUGAUUAAAGGGAAUAUCUUAUGGAAAUAAGCAAAAUCACAACAAAAGUUGUUAUUCCUUUGUUUCUUUUACAUUUUAGUUUUUUAAAUUUUCUUCAUUUUAGUGUGAUUCUAUUAUGUAUUUGCAUGAUCGUAUUAAUACCAAGGUCACAAAUGCAUCUUAUUAACAGAAUCUGCUGUGAAGACAGCCUUGGCAUUAAAAAUUCCCGUACAAAAGGUAAUCCAUAAUCCUUAAUAAAAUUGUUACUUGAGCCAAAAAUGUAUUUAUUUAAUUUCCUUCCAGUAACAUUUUUUGUCAUCAAAAUAGUUUGAAAAUGUGUACUUUAUUCAUACAUUGAAAUAGAAGAUAUCCUAUUUUCUUACACAUUUAAAUAUAGAUUAGUUUUCUGUGUUGUUUAGGGAAGUGUGCAAUAGUAGGCAAUAAAAAUGCUUUGUAUGGUAUGUAUUAUUAGACACUUUACAAAUAAUUUUAUAAGUUCUGCAUUGCCCCCUAAAGUCUGCCUAUUAUUAUAAAU